Serinus canaria (Common canary) is the source of this 1024-nucleotide messenger RNA. RefSeq names its product BRISC and BRCA1 A complex member 1 (gene BABAM1). The record is from RefSeq and is a predicted model, not a curated record. Gene Ontology annotation, cellular component: BRCA1-A complex; BRISC complex; nuclear body. Gene Ontology annotation, biological process: positive regulation of DNA repair; protein K63-linked deubiquitination; mitotic G2 DNA damage checkpoint signaling. The annotation marks the transcript as partial. Lineage: Eukaryota; Metazoa; Chordata; Aves; Passeriformes; Fringillidae. The transcript has 8 exons.
GGGAACCGGGGAGAGGCCCCGGGGAACCGGGGAGAGGCCCCGGGGAACCGGAGCGAGGGCGAGGGGGAGGCGGCCAGCGCCGGGCACAGCCCCCCCGGGCAGCCUGGCACGGCUUGGCACGGCCCGGGCAGCGGGCAGCACGGGCAGCACGGGCAGCACGGGGAGGUGACCGUGAGAACACCGCGGGUCAACUGCCCCGAGAAGGUGAUCAUCUGCCUGGACCUGGCUGAGGAGAUGGCAGUGCCCAAACUGGAGUCCUUCAAUGGGUGCCGCAGCAAUGCGCUGACGGUGGCCCAGAAGAUGAUCGAGAUGUUCGUCAGGACCAAACACAAAAUCGACAAAAGCCACGAGUUCGCCCUGGUGGUGGUGAACAACGACGCCACCUGGCUCUCGGGGUUCACCUCAGACCCCCGCGAGGUUUGCAGCUGCCUCUACGACCUGGACACCGUCGUGUGCCAGUCCUUCAAUCUGGACGGGCUCUUCAACCUGAUCCAGCAGAAGGUGGAGCUGCCGGUGACCGACAAUGUCCAGACCAUCCCCCCGCCCUUCGUGGUCAGAACCAUCCUGGUGUUCGGGCGCCCGCGCUGCCAGCCCCACUUCUAUCAGGUGCCCCUAUUUCUUUCUUUGACCGUCGUUUACCUCCACAACGGUGCCGAAUUUAACCCCUGGCUGUCCCCUGGCCAGGACAUGUUUGGGUUUUUCGGCAGCCUGGACACCAAGGGCACCAGCUACAAGUACGAGGUGGCGCUGGCGGGGCCGGCGCUGGAGCUGCACAACUGCAUGGCCAAGCUGCUGGCGCAUCCCCUGCAGCGACCCUGCCAGAGCCACGCCUGCUACGGGCUGCUGGACGGGGGGGACAGCCCCGAGGGGGACAGGGACACCCACUGAGGGGACAGGGCACCCGUGGGGGGACAGCCCCGAGGGGGACAGGGACACCCACUGAGGGGACAGGGACAGGGCACUCCUGGGGGGACAGCCCUGAGGGGGACAAGGACACGGCACUCCUGGGGGGACAGCCCUGAGG